AUGGGGCUGAAGAGACGAAAGAUGAAGCCAGGGCGGAUGUCGUGUCCAUCUUUAUACUGGAUUUCCAAGAUAUCGACGGAGGCUGAGAUGAAUGGAGUUGCUCCCUACGGUCUCCAGCUUGGAGCUGUCAAGCUUCCUAAACUGGUCCUAGAGCGAGAGAUGCCAGGUACUGGAGCAAGGAAAGUUGUGGGUUCCCCGACUCCAUGGGAGCACGCGAGAACGAACAUGCUUCGCGCCGAGCUUUUUGGCUCGACUUCCUUGUCUCAGGCCUCCUCCCCGGUUGAUAUCUGGGAGUUGGAUCUUUUGUCAUGUUGUCUAUGUGGUUCUGGCGCGGGUUCAAGCUCCGACUACGGCAGCAUAGUCAAGCGAGAAAGGGGUCCCGAACUUUACGCCGAUGGAUCGAACUUCAAAGAAUAUCAAAUCUGA
This is a messenger RNA of Colletotrichum lupini, 426 nucleotides long. RefSeq lists its product as uncharacterized. The record is from RefSeq and is a predicted model, not a curated record. Lineage: Eukaryota; Fungi; Ascomycota; Sordariomycetes; Glomerellales; Glomerellaceae. The transcript has 3 exons. The coding region runs from base 1 to 426 and encodes 141 amino acids.